AUGUACCCUAAGCUCGUCUUUCACUUUGCCUUCCAGGAUUGCGAUGGGGAUACACCUCUGCAUGAUGCUAUUUCCGGCCAGAACUUGGCAAUGGUUGAACUCCUGCUCUCUGACCGCGCCGAUUUGACCAUAACAAACAGCCUGGGUCACAACUGCCUUCAUCACGGGGCUCUCUCGAAUGUCUGCCUAAUUGUAUUGGCAGGCGAAAAAAAAGACUAUGUCGCCAAGAUGAAGUUGCCUCCAUUUGUUCACUUCGAUUGGAACUCGUGUGGAGAGUGUAAGAAGUUCCUCUCUGGCAAAGCGUUGAACACUGCCUCACUAGUCUCGAAACCAAUCAAUAGUAUUUGGGAGAUCGGCUGUGGGUGGUCUAUUGAGAUUCAUAACCCUGUUUCCGAGGCCGGUAAUGACUUCGAAUUUUAG
Molecule: messenger RNA, 420 nt
Organism: Dibothriocephalus latus
Lineage: Eukaryota; Metazoa; Platyhelminthes; Cestoda; Diphyllobothriidea; Diphyllobothriidae
Source: the annotation of a GenBank genome assembly